AUGCAAGUGUUGGAGGUCGACUGCUCCCCUCUUAUUGGUUCGGGUACCCACGUCUGGGAGGGCCUCUUGCUGGACGGUGUCAUAUUUUGUUAUGACGCUGCCAACGCUGACUCAUUUGCUCAUGUCCACGAGUUUACGCGAUUGGGCCUACCGACGAUCGUGGUAGCGUGCAAAUCCGAUCUUGACAUUGCGGUAGACCCACGAGAUGCGCUUGCCGUCGUGCACCCGUACGACACAGGCGUCAUUGAGCUGAAUGCAAUAGAUGCAUCGGGGAGGGAGAAGAUCCAGACGACAAUCGAGUGGAUAGUCAGAGCGAUACGCAAGAAAAGGUUUCCCGGAGCAGUCCGCAGUGAUCGCGACGGAUUCCGGAAUCCAGCGUCGCCCGCGGUACUGGUUGCUUCGACUCCGCCACCUUGGGAGAUGUCUCGUGCUUCUUCCGCGACACCUACCGCCGCCUCCGCGACGUCUUCGCAGAUGGCGCACGCACAGGUGAUGCAAAGCUCUGUAUCUAUGCCGCAUCCAUACGCCCAAACCCCAGUGCCUGCGGCACAAACAUUUCGCCUGCCGACACCGACAUCCGCCACAUCUUCGCGGACACCGACGACACCUACCUCCCCGUCGCGUGCACGAUCCACCAGUGAUCUCCUCUCAGAACAUGAGAAGUCGCGGCGUGAGGAACGCGAGCAGCACUCAGCUGGUCGCAACGCCGGGGUAGCCUCUCCGAGUGUGCGCACGCGCUACUCUUUGAAUGCUCUGUCGAAUGCUGGAGGGCCAGUAGAGCAAACGAAUUCUCAGGACGAGCCCCGUGAGGCGGCAAGAGAAGUCGUCCCAAAUCAAACGCGUGCCCCUGUUUGGAUGACACUGGAUGAACUGUUGGACAAGCUGUUGUUCCUGUCAGUGAGCGACGACGACCCUGUGUUCAUCUCGCAUUUCCUCCUCACCUAUCGACGCUUUGCAAGUCCCCGGAGCGUGCUUUUGGCGAUGCAGAAACGACUGCGAUCCCUGGACCAGCCGAGCGGUGAUCCAAUGUUCGCAUGUUAUGCGCAGAUGAGGAUAUGUCUUCUUCUGGACAACUGGCUUCAUUGGUAUCCAACGGAUUUCGCCGUGCAUGGCUCUGCCGGCGCCCUGACAGCGCUGAUCAAAUUCGCCCUGAGCAAGACAUAUCUUUUGCACUAUGGCACCGUGUUCCUACCAUUUAUGGACCACCUGAACCACCUACGGGACCGGGACCAUGCAUGGGCGCUGAAGGUGGAAUACGAGAGCGACGACUCAUCCGUCCUGUCCGAAGAGGAAGGAUAUGCACCAUUGGAGAUCGAGUUCGGGUCUUCCAGAAAGAUGCCGCAGUUGCAGCCGCUACCAACAAAUGGGGGAGCUCCGUCCCAAAGCCAUACCAUGGCAACGCGUGAUCGCAAGUCAAGCUUACCACUGCAUGCCAAGGCUUUCGCUAUCGGGAACUCCCUGUUGUCCCCCUUGCACGGGGGCGACUUGGCGGAUCUCACGCCGAAGGCGAAGCUGAAGAGGCUGCAGUCAAUCAGCGAGGACGUGCAGAAGGCGGACACGAAAGAUCUGGCGUACGAAAUUACGCGGAUCGAGUGCGUGUUCUUCUUGCAAAUAGAGCCUCGACAUUGGUUACAGCAUGUCCUCGUACAAGGCAAAAAGGAUCCCGAGACUGACUCCAUUGCGAGAUACAACCAUGUCUCCAAUCACAUCGCCGACUGGGUCGUUUCGCUCAUUCUAUGCCAUGACAAGGCAAAGUCCCGCGCACGUCAGAUGGAGAAGUUUAUCGCCGUUGCGGACUCCCUUCGCACAGCUCAUAAUUACUCGGCGCUGCGUGCUAUUGUCGCUGGCAUCAACAGUGCUACGUUUGAAGGGGAUGAAGCACUUCAGAUCCUGCAGUCAAAAUCGCCAGAUCAGUUGAAGAAGUUCCAGUCGUAUGACCAGCUUUUGCAGUCUGUGCGGUCGCACCAGAAAUACCGCAUGGCGCUCAGGAAUACGAAGGGUCCUUGCAUACCUGCACUGGAAAUCCAUCUCUCGGACCUCAUUCGUGCACAUGAGGGCAACACAGACUACCACGACGAUGACCCGGCAAAAAUCCACUGGGCCAAAUUCAACAUGAUGGCAAAGUUCAUCGACGUGGUCUCACAAUGUCAAGAAUGGUGCCGGAAUGCUGACGACAACGCGUACCUUCGACCGCCACAUUACAAGGCUCCUGAGUACCUACUUUUCGAGAAAUCGGAAAUCCUCAUGGACCUUGAUAUGCAACGAUCGAGGAUUGUUCCACCAGACUCACAAGGAGCCAUCGAUGGCUUUUUGCCUGCACCGUCUCAGACAUCGAACCAGCAGAGGGAUGCAGCUGUCUUGCGCAAGAUCCUGUUUUGGUGAUCGCCGUGGCUUCUGGUCGCACGAAUCGCUAUCUCGUCUGUCACAUCCAUUGCUUGCUCGCUCUGCUCACAGUAUCUAUUAUACCUACUUGGAUUUGUACUCACACCUGUCGAAGAUGCUAUGCUCGUUGUUAGUAGUAUGAGGUCGGCGGAGUUCGUUCGGCGUUA
This is a messenger RNA of Postia placenta MAD-698-R-SB12, 2549 nucleotides long. RefSeq lists its product as hypothetical. Gene Ontology annotation, cellular component: plasma membrane. Gene Ontology annotation, biological process: positive regulation of GTPase activity; Ras protein signal transduction. NCBI's taxonomy places the organism in Eukaryota, Fungi, Basidiomycota, Agaricomycetes, Polyporales, Adustoporiaceae. The record is from RefSeq and is a predicted model, not a curated record. The coding region runs from base 1 to 2382 and encodes 793 amino acids. The transcript has 10 exons. Gene Ontology annotation, molecular function: guanyl-nucleotide exchange factor activity.